UUUGGCUUUCCAACUUCAUGCCUUGAGACCAGUGACUGACUGACUCCUCCACACAAGAAUAGAGCGGCAGGAUGAACACCAAUCAUCCGCUUCUGGCCUCUCUCGCAGAUGAACCACCUCCAUUCCCAGAUUCGCACCCUCAGCUUCAGCGAUUGGACCGUUCUGUCCUGUGCACGAUAUGUAAAGAAAUAUUUCGAGCGCCUGUCACGGUGACUUGUGGUCACACAUUCUGCUCAGAGUGUAUCCGAUCUUCGCUCUCUGUGAUGACGGAUAAAAAAUGCCCACUGUGUCAUGCGACUAUCACCGAAGGGUCAAUACGGCGGAAUCGCGCCAUGGAAGAAGUGACAGAAGCAUGGGAAACGGCGAGGGAUUCUCUCAUUACUCUAUCGCAACCUGUCGCUGGACCGUCUCGUCGCCGUCCACCACCUGAACCUAAUUCCAAGUCAUCUUCUUCAACUUCCGCCAACCUAAAGCGACCGAGAAGAAGUGACGAGAGCAGGAGUCAGAGUCCAAACAAGAUAUCCAAGAAAUCAACAGAUCACGUUGACCAUGUUGUUUCUUCUGAUUCAGAAGAGGAAGAACAAGUUCAGGAAAUUUCGGAAAACGACGAAGGUGAAUGCCCGCUAUGCUCAGCCAGGAUGGCGAUCGCAUCUAUACCCAUGCAUAUCGAGAGAGGGUGCCCACCGGUAUCAAAGAAGAAGUCGGCACCGGGAAACCAAAAGGCAGACUGGCGAAAAGUCUUUUCCAUGGCCGGAUCCACCAAAGAGAAAAACGUUUCCAUGAAGCGCAUCACCAGUCCCAAUUAUCAUCUGGCGACUCCGACUGAUCUCAGAAACAUUCUGAAUGAAUAUAGUCUCCCAACUGUAGGCGACAAGCCCGCACUCGAGGCCCGAGUCCGUCAGUGGAUCAUCCUUUUCAACUCCAACCUCGACACUGAGCAUCCCAAAUCCCUCUCUGCUCUGCGUGCCAAGCUGAACGCCGAAGAAAUAUCCAAGAAACGAGAUAAAGAGCGAGGCCGUGACGAAGCGGUCGAGAAUCUAAAGACCACUGAAGGCUUCGCAGAACACGUCCGCAAUUCGGGCGCAGAGUUUGAGAGACUGCGUAAAGAAAUAAUGGAGAGAGAUGCCAAAAGAGCAAAGGCCGCUAAGGGUCUCGAGGCGAGCAGCGCUAUCGAAGUAGAUUAAAGAUAUCCGGAGUCAUUCACGUUCAUUGUUCAUUAGUUCAUCUGUACAAAUUCACGGUCACGACCCCCGACG
Kockovaella imperatae is the source of this 1256-nucleotide messenger RNA. RefSeq lists its product as hypothetical. Gene Ontology annotation, biological process: protein monoubiquitination; DNA damage tolerance. Gene Ontology annotation, molecular function: metal ion binding; ubiquitin protein ligase activity; single-stranded DNA binding. Lineage: Eukaryota; Fungi; Basidiomycota; Tremellomycetes; Tremellales; Cuniculitremaceae. Gene Ontology annotation, cellular component: Rad6-Rad18 complex; nucleus. The record is from RefSeq and is a predicted model, not a curated record. The coding region runs from base 72 to 1184 and encodes 370 amino acids. The transcript has 6 exons.